Molecule: messenger RNA, 1872 nt
Organism: Dipodomys ordii (Ord's kangaroo rat)
Lineage: Eukaryota; Metazoa; Chordata; Mammalia; Rodentia; Heteromyidae
Product: cationic amino acid transporter 3-like
Exons: 11
Coding region: 1-1872 (623 amino acids)
Biological process (GO): amino acid transport; transmembrane transport
Cellular component (GO): plasma membrane
Molecular function (GO): amino acid transmembrane transporter activity
Source: RefSeq, a predicted model, not a curated record
AUGCCGUUUCAGGCUGUUCGCCACCUGGGCUGGAAGCUGAUGCGCCGGCGGCCGCUGCAGCUGUCAGGCACCGAGAGCCCCCUGUCCCGCUGCCUCAACACCCUGGAUCUGGUGGCCUUGGGUGUGGGCAGCACACUAGGGGCCGGCGUGUACGUCCUGGCUGGGGAGGUGGCCCGGGAGAAAGCUGGACCUGCCAUUGUCAUCUGCUUCUUGGUGGCCGCACUGGCAUCCGUGCUGUCUGGACUCUGCUAUGCCGAGUUUGGGGCCCGCGUGCCGGGCUCCGGCUCCGCCUACCUCUACAGUUACGUAACCGUGGGCCAGCUGCUAGCCUUCAUCACAGGCUGGAACCUCAUUCUCUCCUACGUCAUAGGCGCGGCAGGCGUGGCCCGGGCCUGGAGCGCGGCCUUUGACGGCCUUACUGGGAACCACAUCUCUGAUGCCCUGGUCAGCAAGUUUCCUAUGUCGGCUCCGGGCAUCCUGGCCAAGUACCCAGACUUCUUUGCGCUGGGCCUGGUGGUGGUCCUCACUGGGCUGCUGGCGCUGGGGGUGCGGGAAUCGGCUCUGGUCACACGCCUGUUCACAGGGGUGAACCUGACUGUGCUGACAUUCAUCAUCCUCUCCGGCUUCCUGAAGGGCAACUUGCGCCACUGGAGGCUCACCAGCCAGGACUACAAGCAGGCAGAGGCGCGCAACAGCUCGUACAGCUUGGGGGACUUGGGCACGGGAGGAUUUGCGCCUUUCGGCCUGCCCGGCAUCCUCCGAGGUGCAGCCACCUGCUUCUUCGCCUUCAUUGGCUUUGACUGCAUUGCAACCACAGGGGAGGAGGCCCGCCACCCGCAGCGGUCCAUCCCGCUGGGCAUCGUGCUGUCGCUCUUCAUCUGCUUCCUCAUGUACUUCGGGGUCUCCGCAUCGCUCACUCUCAUGGUGCCUUACUACCAGGUCCACACUGAGAGCCCGCUGCCCUUCGCCUUUGUCUACGUGGGCUGGGCUCCAGCCCGCUUUGCAGUAGCGGUGGGCACCCUGUGUGCACUCACCUCCAGCUUGCUAGGCUCCAUGUUCCCGGUGCCCCGGGUGAUCUACGCCAUGGCGGAAGACCGGCUCCUGUUCGGCACGCUUGCCCGAGUCCACAGCCGGACGCACACCCCCAUCCUAGCCACUGUGAUAUCUGGGCUCAUUGCAGCAAUGAUGGCUUUCUUGGUGGAGCUCAGCGAUCUGGUGGACCUCACCUCUAUUGGGACCCUGCUGGCCUACUCCCUGGUGUCCUUCUCUGUGCUGGUCCUCAGGUACCAGCCGGACCAGAAGGCAAGUUCUGAGAAGCGAGAGAGGGACACCGUGGAGAUGAGGCCUGUGUCCCACACAGCCCCCCCAGAAGCAGCAUCAGGAGGUGGGAGUGGGGGGUGCAUGAGGCUCCUCAAGAGCCUGUGUCUCUCCUCGGACAACACCCCCACUCAGGCAUCCGGCCGCGUGGUCUACAUCUGUGCCUCACUGCUGGUUCUGUUGCUGACGACGCUGAGUCUGGUCCUGGCGCAGUGGCCCCAGCAGCUGUUCAAUGGGGACACAGUGAAUGUGGGGGUGGCAGCAGGGUUGCUGGGGCUCAUGGCUGUGCUGACCCUGGUUAUCUGGAGACAGCCCCAGAGUGGCGCCCAUCUGCAUUUCAGGGUCCCGUUCCUGCCUGUCCUGCCCUUGUUCAGCAUCUUUGUGAAUGUCUACCUCAUGAUGCAGAUGACCGCUGCCACCUGGACCCGGUUUGGGAUAUGGAUGGUGAUUGGAUUUACCAUCUAUUUUGGAUAUGGGAUCCGGCACAGCUUGAAGGAUGAGCCGGCCUCCAGCCCGCAGCCUACCCAGGACCACCCCAGUGCCGCACUGGUGUAG